Messenger RNA from Falco peregrinus (peregrine falcon), 3940 nucleotides. RefSeq names its product ring finger protein 168 (gene RNF168). Gene Ontology annotation, molecular function: ubiquitin-protein transferase activity; nucleosome binding; metal ion binding. Gene Ontology annotation, biological process: double-strand break repair; protein ubiquitination. The record is from RefSeq and is a predicted model, not a curated record. Lineage: Eukaryota; Metazoa; Chordata; Aves; Falconiformes; Falconidae. The transcript has 7 exons. Gene Ontology annotation, cellular component: site of double-strand break; nucleus. Bases 615 to 2447 code for a protein of 610 amino acids.
CAGCCUCCUCCCGCUCCGCGCUCCUGGCUGUGGCGCGGCGGCCCUGCGCGGCCUAGGGGCCCCCGCCGCCCCCCGCGCCUGACCCCUGGUAUUUGUUAAUACCUACAAAUUGAAAUAGGCCCAGAACGGGCGUACGUGGACUCGGAGGUUUCUCUAACUAACCGCCUGUAAAACUAGGUGUCUCCGUGUCACCAGGCAUCCUUUUUAAAAAAAUUAAAGGAUUUGUUCAACCAACAGAGAGCAGAAACAAUAAAACCCAACUUAAAAGUACCUUUGCCUCCAUGUCGAGUUUCUGUGUGGCUGAAGCUGCAGUGUUUUCUCUCAGGACCUCUCCUCUCUCUGAAGUUGGCUGUUUUGAAGAAGCUUGUAAGAACUUUCUUAAGCUCCUGUGCCUUAAACCCCAGUAUUUUUAUCCUUUUUGCUGUAUGUGCCUGUUGUUUUUGUUUUCUGUUCCACAGUGGUUUUGUGGGCCAAGUGGAAAAACCCUCUGAGGAACGUUGGUGAUAGAAAGGCUGGAUGAUCUCCACCAGCUUAAGUCCUGCGAGAAGAUGCUGAAGUGUGGAAUACUUUGGUACUGAUGUUGUACUAGACUUGUUCCUCUACUUUGUGUCAGUAUGUCGAAGAAAUUGGAGGCUCCGCUUUCCUUGUCUGACUGCCUCUGCCAAAUUUGCAUGGAAAUCUUUGUGGAGCCUGUGACACUGCCAUGCAACCAUACCCUCUGUAAUUCUUGUUUCCAGCUGACAGUUGAAAAGGCCAGUCUUUGUUGCCCUUUUUGUCGGCGUCGAGUCUCUUCUUGGGCACGAUACAAUGCCCGCAGAAAUACACUUAUCAACUGGGAACUCUGGGAAAAAAUUCAGAAGAAUUACCCGGAGGAGUGUGAACGCAGGAUUAACGGACAGGAUUUGGAAGAGGAAAUCUGUGUCCCCCAUCCACAACACCAGCUGAGCAAGCCUGGGGAACUGAGGCAGGAAUAUGAAGCAGAGAUUAGCAAGGUGGAGGCAGAAAGGCGAGCGCAUGAACAAGAGGAGAACAAGGCAAGUGAGGAAUACAUUCAACGGCUUCUAGCAGAAGAGGAGGAGGAAAACAGAUUGGCGGAAGAAAGACGGAGGGAGAUGGAGAAGCAGCUUAAGCAAGAUGAAGAGUUGGCCUGGCAGCUGAGUAACAGCCUGAAUGAUCAUUCUAAAGGACGUGUGCCUAGCAGUCCUUCACCAAUAGGCAGUCUCUCACCUGAAACGUCCCCAGCUAAUUUGUGCAGGAUGAAGAACAAACCAAGCAACUCUGGAGACAUUCAGAAGUAUCUGUCUCCAAAACUUCAUCAUACAUUGGGAUCAGCAUCGUUCUCUAGAGCAGCAGAAAGAGGCAGGAGUGACUCUGGCUCUGUGGAGACCACUGUCAAUGAAGGCAGUGGUUCUGCAUGGCAGGAUGAGCAAGAGGAAAUGCCAACACUGUCUCCACAGCUGACCGGUGUGAUUAAAGAUUCCAGUCCUAAGGAUUUGUUUUUGGAAUCAUGCAUGAACUAUUUUGGUGCCUCAGCUUCAGGGGAAACUGCUGCCAUUAAGCAGGAAGAAACACCAGGACCAAAUUGUCCAGGAGAUGAAGUUCCACAUGUGCUUCAUAGAAUCACAGAAAGGGAAGGGUCUAGAACAGUUCUUUGUAGAUCCAAAAGAGAAUAUGGUAGAAUUGAGACAGACAGUGGCAGUUUAACACAGGUAGAAAGCAUAAACCUGGAAAACUCUGCUGAAACUUGCGCUGGUACUCAGUCAGCAACAGAUUCUGUGAUGUCUGACCACAAAAGCGAAGUAUGUGAUCUAAUAAAAGUGACUGGACACUCAGAUGAAGAGAAACCAGAGGGACUGCAGAACGCAAAGGAGACUCCAAAAAGAAAGUCACUGGAGGCCCCAGCUGAAGCAGUGGUUGACUUGUGCAUGCCUGGUAAGAAGAGACGAACUAUUCUGGAAAGUUUAGAGGACCAAGGGGAGCAGAUAAAUGAUUUUAACUUGCAAAAGCAGAAAGCCUUUGAGCAGGAAUUGCAUGAAAGGCGUAUGCAAGAGGAGCAGGACAGGCUUCUGGCUCUGCAACUACAGAAACGGAUCAACAAGGAGGAAAGGACACUGAAUCGACAGAAGGGCUCUCCAGAUGAGUAUCUUCUUCGCACCAAGCCGCCUCAGUUUGUGAAAGACUCUCCUUCUAGAAAGGGAAGUUCUAAGGUGGCAAAAGACUCAAAGGUACCAAAAAACCAGGCCGAAACAAAUCACCGCAAGAGUCGGAGAGGUUCUUGCAAUGAAAACUGGCAGUCCCCUACCAGAGUCCGAAUGAAAUCGCAUAGCACUAAGGGAGGAAAAGUUUUGAAUUGUGUCGUUAAUACCAGUGAUGCAAAUGAUAUUUGUUCACUGCCUAGUAAGCAAAAGACCAUCCUUCAGAUGUUUAAAAGUUCUGUUGUGGAGUAGAUCAGCAGAACCACAGAUGCAUGGUGGAAUGAGAAUGGAAACCAUGGUUUAAUGCCUUCUCUUGUGUAUAGGCAGAUCUUCCUGUAAGCAGUUUUAAAGUUACUGGUUUUGAGGGGCAUCACUUUAGGUCACAGAGGUGUUGUAUAUUCUGAGAUGUUUUAAAAAUGUACACCCCUGGACUUAAAAUUUAAUUGGUCUUCUUCUGACUACAGCUUAUUUCCUAGCACUUGCAUUUACAUAAUUUUGAAUGUGAGUAUUGUUAAGUGUUUAGAAACAAAAAUAACUGAUGGUUGCCUUUUAUGGAAAGGAUGCAUAUUCCAUGGAGGAAACAAGCAAAAAAUUCUGCAUUUCCAGAGGUCUGCCAGCUGCAACGCUGAAGCUUGGCUUGGUAUAGCUGUGUUCUGUUAAAUUGAAGCAUGUUGCUGGAAUUCAGGAUAUUUGUUGAAUUGCGUUGUUUGUAUGACAGCAAGAAUAUAACUGGACAGCCAGACACACUCUUUCCAUCUCAUAUACUAACCCCUUUCUUAGACAAAGAGGGAAAAAACAGGUCGUUCUCCCGCUGCCAAAGCCAAGGAUCUUUCAUAGAUACCAAUAGAUAAGUGGUUCUGGGCUUGUAUUUACCUCUGUUCAUAGAGGUGACUUCUGCAGAUCUGACUGCCACUGUUGUUAAGAAAAAGAUACUUUCCUUUAUUGCUAGUGUUCUGUAACUUUAUUCUUGUCUGAUAUUACCUAUGUUUAGUGUUAUUUAAUUUUCAUAUGCAAACUGGUUUGAGUCUGAUAAAACCACAUAAUAAAAAAAUAGUUAGUCCAGGAAACCAUUAUGAUGGAGAAAGUUAAAACAAAAGGGGGAAAAGCAACGGAAAACCAGAGUUGUCAGUAAUGACAUAAAUAUAAUUCAAGAUUCAUGUCACUACCUUGCCUGGCUGUAACUGUUCCUCUCCAUUUUUAGAGGGACUACCAAAUGGUGUCUUCCAGUUGGGUUUAAAACUACCAUCACUCAAAAGAAUUGCAGUUCAGACAUGGGGAAGCUGAGGCCUGUAGGAAGUUGAGGCUGGUGAACAGUUAACCAGCUGCUGCUCAGCAGAAUUCUUCCAUGGAUCAUUUUUUCUGUUGGUAUUAUAAACCCAUCUUUGGUUUUGGCCUUUCUUUGCUUGUAAUGAGGUAUUUUUCCACUAUACAUGUUUGAAAGAGAGCAAAGCACCAAUCUACAUUGCUGAAGUGGGUGUACUGGUCAUCCAAGUUAGCACGUGUUUUAAAUGUGUGCUUCUUUUGAACCUCAUCAGUGUUCUAUAGGCUUUAACUGGCUUCUAGGAAAUUUGUAACAAAAUACUUGUCUUUUGGUGUAUUAAAAAAUGAAACAAAACCUGAAAUUUUAUUUGAAACAUGAACAGCACACCGAGCCGAAAACAUUCAUUGUUUUGUUUUCUUUGCCUGCAUGUCUCAGUAAUGCUGGGUUUCUCAAAAAUAAAUGACACUUUUUGAGAAAGUUACAA